Molecule: messenger RNA, 2034 nt
Organism: Medioppia subpectinata
Lineage: Eukaryota; Metazoa; Arthropoda; Arachnida; Sarcoptiformes; Oppiidae
Source: the annotation of a GenBank genome assembly
AUUUUGUGGAAUUUGUAUGAAAUCAUUAAAAAAGUCGAGUCAUUGAAUGGGUUUAAAAUGAAAUAAUUAAUUAAAGCAUUAAUGGUGGGUUUUACAAUGAAUAUUGCGAUUUAUGUUUCGGUGAUUGCAUUGCUGUCCACAAGAAUUGAGUGCAAACAUAAGGAUAAGUCGAUUAUUACGGAUGAAAACAAAGCCGUUAAAUAUCUCAAAGAUGUGAACGAAAGGAUGGCUCAGGAAUACGAGAAGUAUUCUGAAGUCCAAUGGGAUUAUAUGACUGAUAUGAAUAACCACACACUCGAGGCUCAGACCAAAGCCUCUGAACUUUUUAGUGAGUUCCAGAAGAAGCAGGCGAUUGACACCAAACAAUACAAUUGGACUCAUUUUAGUGAAUAUAAUCGGAGACAGUUUGAGAGACUGGCUCUCAUUGGGACCGCAGCUCUCAGUGAAAAAGAUACUAAAAUGUUUAUAAACGUGUCGACAGAAAUGGAGGCAAUAUAUAGCAGCGCGAAAAUAUGUGUGUCUAAUAAAUGCGAUCUAGAAUUGGACCCUGAUUUGGAGAAAUUAAUGGCUGAGUCUAAAGAUUACGACCAAUUAUUGGAGGCGUGGGUUAAAUGGAGAGACGCUUCGGGUAAACAAAUGCGGGAGAAAUACAUAAAAUAUUACACUUUGGGCAAUAAAGCGGCUAAAUUAAACAAGGUGCUCGACAAAGAGUUUAAAACAUUGGAUGACAUUUGGCUCUAUGGCUGGGAAACUGAAGAUAUUAAGAAACAGAUGAGUAAAGCGUUGGACAAAUUGUUACCCUUUUAUAGGAAACUUCACACUUAUAUGAGACUCAAAUUGGAGAAAACAUUUGCCGGCAAAAUGCCUAAAGACAGGACAAUACCGGCCCAUCUGUUGGGCAAUAUGUGGGCUCAACAGUGGGCCAACACUAUGAAGACAGUGCCCGGUGUCGACCCCUUUCCCAAUUUGGCACAGAUUGAUGUGACCGAUGAAAUGAAAAAACAAAAAUAUACGGCAGAAAAGAUGUUCAAACUAUCGGAACAAUUCUUUGUGGAUUUGGGUUUCGAUGCAAUGACUGACAAGUUUUGGAAUAAUCACGCCUCCGCCUGGGAUUUCUACACAUCCGACGACUUCAGAAUCAAACAGUGCACUGAUAUAGAUAUGGAAGAUUUGAUUACAAUCCAUCACGAAAUGGGUCACAUCGAGUAUUACAUGCAAUAUCGGGAACAGCCGGCAGUGUAUCGCGAAGGAGCUAAUCCAGGUUUUCACGAAGCAAUCGGCGAUUUGAUCGCACUAUCUGUGGCCACACCUAAACACCUCAAUAAGACAGGACUGUUAACAAUCGACAACUCGAUGAAUAUGAAUGAUAUGAACAUUAAAUUUCAAUUGAAGAUGGCUUUGGAGAAAGUGGUGUUUAUGCCGUUUGCCUAUAUUGUGGACAAAUGGCGUUGGGAUGUCUUCUCAGGCAAAGUGUCGGCAAACCAUAUGAACGAGCAUUGGUGGCACUUAAGGGGCAAAUAUCAGGGCAUUUCACCGCCUGUUAAACGCAGCGAACGAGACUUUGAUCCCGGAGCCAAAUACCACGUGCCCUCAGGUGUUGAAUAUAUUCGAUAUUUCGCGGCCCAUAUCCUACAGUUCCAGUUCCACAAAGCCUUGUGCAGUAUUAGCCAAUCACACGUUUCUCUUCACGAGUGCGACAUCGAUGGCGACAAAGAGGCCGGAAAGAGAUUGAAACAUAUGUUAAGUUUUGGUGCCUCAAAGAAAUGGCCGCAACUUCUCAAAGAGUUGACGGGCACUGAAGAGAUGGACGUAAAACCAAUGCUCGAGUAUUUCCAACCAUUGCAACAGUUUUUGGACAAUGAAUUAAAGGGAUACCAGGAAAAUGAUCUCAAAUGGGAUUUUGAUGUCAAUCAUUAUUUCAAAUCUUCGGCAAAUGGUUUCAAUUCGAUUCAAUUAUUGAGUGCCAAACAGUUUCUUCAAUUCCUUAAGAAUGGGAUGUCUUUGUUUGUGGCCAUCAAUGAGUUGUUUGCCUAA